Molecule: messenger RNA, 351 nt
Organism: Coffea eugenioides
Lineage: Eukaryota; Viridiplantae; Streptophyta; Magnoliopsida; Gentianales; Rubiaceae
Product: MADS-box transcription factor 23-like
Exons: 1
Coding region: 1-351 (116 amino acids)
Biological process (GO): regulation of transcription by RNA polymerase II
Molecular function (GO): protein dimerization activity; RNA polymerase II cis-regulatory region sequence-specific DNA binding; DNA-binding transcription factor activity, RNA polymerase II-specific
Source: RefSeq, a predicted model, not a curated record
AUGGGAAAAAGAAAAUUAGAAGUCAAGAAAAUUGAGGACAAGAAAAAGCAAAGGGAUACAUUUGAAGCAAGGCAACAAGGGUUGUUUAAGAAGGCCCGCCAACUUGUCCAAUUAUAUGAUGCAGGGGUAGCAUUGAUCACCAUCUCUGAAACUGGAAAAAUCUCUGAAUAUGGUAAUCCUACUCUUGAUUCUAUCCUCCAGCGUUAUCAAGAAGCCAAGAAAGGUGAAGCAGCCGCAAAAGCUAGCAAUGAUGUUCAGCCACAAGCAGAGAAUCUUCCCAAACAUGAUGCUGAUGAAACAGAGGAAAGCCCUGAUGAUGAUGAUCAGAACACUUCUGAUCAAGAAAUAUGA